CAUUACUUCACUGUUAACUUCAACCAUGAGAACCAGAAGACGCUGGAGCUGCGGACGGAGGAUGCCAAAGACUGUGACGAGUGGGUUGCAGCCAUAGCUCAUGCCAGCUACAGGACCCUGGCGACGGAGCACGAGGCGCUGAUGCAGAAGUACCUCCAUCUCCUGCAGAUUGUGGAAACGGAGAAGACCGUUGCCAAGCAACUCCGCCAGCAGAUCGAGGCCGGGGAGAUCGAGAUCGAGUGCCUGAAGGGGGCCCCGUGGAUCGCCUCCCUGCUCAAGGAUCACGAGCGCAUCCAGGCCGGCCAGAGCAGCGCGCCCAGCGACGACGACAGCGACAUCAAGAAGAUCAAGAAGGUGCAGAGCUUCCUGCGGGGCUGGCUGUGCCGCAGGAAGUGGAAAACCAUCAUCCAGGACUACAUCAGGUCGCCCCAUUUUUUGAACCAGGUGGUGUUCAGCAUGCUGGAGGCGGAGGCCGAGUACGUGCAGCAGCUCCACAUCCUGGUCAACAACUUCCUGCGGCCGCUGCGCAUGGCUGCCAGCUCCAAGAAGCCUCCCAUCACGCACGACGACGUCAGCAGCAUAUUCCUCAACAGCGAAACCAUCAUGUUUUUGCACCAGAUCUUCUACCAGGGCCUCAAGGCAAGGAUCUCCAGCUGGCCAACGCUCGUGCUGGCCGACCUGUUCGACAUCCUGCUGCCCAUGCUGAACAUCUACCAGGAGUUCGUGAGGAACCACCAGUACAGCCUGCAGAUCCUGGCGCACUGCAAGCAGAACCGCGACUUCGACAAGCUGCUCAAGCACUACGAGGCCAAGCCCGACUGCGAGGAGAGGACCCUGGAGACCUUCCUCACCUACCCCAUGUUCCAGAUCCCCAGGUACAUCCUGACGCUGCACGAGCUGCUGGCUCACACCCCCCAUGAGCACGUGGAGAGGAACAGCCUGGAUUACGCCAAGUCUAAGCUGGAAGAGCUGUCCAGGAUAAUGCACGAUGAGGUGAGUGAGACAGAAAAUAUCCGGAAGAAUCUGGCGAUCGAGAGGAUGAUCAUCGAGGGCUGCGAGAUCCUGCUGGACACCAGCCAGACCUUCGUGAGGCAAGGGUCCCUCAUCCAGGUGCCGAUGUCGGAGAAAGGGAAGAUCACGCGGGGCCGGCUGGGCUCCCUCUCGCUGCGGAAGGAGGGCGAGCGGCAGUGCUUCCUCUUCUCCAAGCACUUGAUCAUCUGCACCAGGGGCUCCGGGGGCAAGCUGCACCUCACCAAGAACGGCGUGAUCUCCCUCAUCGACUGCACGCUGGUGGAGGAGCCGGAGAGCACCGACGAGGAUGCAAAAACAUCAGGGCAAGACAUCGACCACCUUGACUUCAAAAUCGUGGUGGAGCCCAAAGAUUCCUCCUCUUUCACGGUUAUCUGGACCAGCGACAUCAGCCAGUGUGUGGACAACAUCCGCUGCAACGGGCUCAUGAUGAACGCCUUCGAGGAGAACUCCAAGGUCACCGUCCCGCAGAUGAUCAAGUCUGAUGCCAGCUUGUAUUGUGAUGAUGUUGACAUUAGGUUCAGUAAAACGAUGAAUUCCUGCAAGGUCCUGCAGAUCCGCUAUGCGAGCGUGGAGCGGCUCCUGGAGAGGCUGACGGACCUGCGCUUCCUCAGCAUCGACUUUCUCAACACCUUCCUGCAUUCCUACCGUGUCUUCACCACCGCCCUGGUCGUCCUCGACAAGCUCAUCACCAUCUAUAAGAAGCCCAUCAGUGCCAUCCCUGCAAGGUCCCUGGAGCUGCUGUUUGCAAACAGCCAGAACAACAAGCUGCUCUACGGCGAGCCCCCCAAGUCCCCCAGGGCCAACCGCAAGUUCUCCUCGCCUCCCCCCCUGUCCAUCACCAAGUCCUCAUCCCCCAGCCGGCGGAGGAAGCUCUCCCUCAACAUCCCCAUCAUCACCGGGGGCAAGGCGCUGGACCUGGCUGCCCUGAGCUGCUCCUCCAAUGGCUAUGCAAGCAUGUACUCCUCCAUGGCUCCCUUCAGCAAGACCACGCUGGACAUAAACAAACUGUAUGUGUCCAGUAACUACCCCAAUAAAAUCCCUGAUGAAGGAGAAGCAGCUUCAGAAAAGCAAGAGGAGUCGCUGCCAGGCAAGCAGGGCUCGGAGGUGUCGGUCAGGGAGGAGUCGGACACGGAUCCCAACCACAGUGAUGAAGCAGAAGCUGAAACUUCCCCAACAAAAUCUCCGACGACUCCCAAGUCCGUCAAGUGCAAAAACUCAGCAGGUAACGAUUUCUCCUACAACAACGGCGUGGUCAUGCCGUCCUGCCGGGAGCUCGACAGCACCCGCAGCGCCCUGUCCGCUGCCUCCGCCUUCGCCAUCGCCACGGCGGGAGCCAACGAGGGGACCCCCACCAAGGAGAAGUACCGCAGGAUGUCCCUUGCCAGCGCAGGCUUCCCGACGGAUCAGCGGAAUGGGGACAAGGAGUUUGUGAUCCGGAGAGCAGCCACCAACCGUGUCCUCAAUGUGCUGCGGCACUGGGUCUCCAAACACUCGCAGGACUUUGAAACCAAUGAGGAGCUGAAGUUCCGAGUGAUCGGCUUCCUGGAGGAGGUUAUCCACGAUCCUGAGCUCCUGACCCAGGAGAGGAAAGCAGCCGCCAACAUCAUAAGGACCUUGACACAGGAGGAUCCAGGAGACAAUCAGAUAACCCUGGAAGAGGUCGUACAGAUGGCUGAGGGAGUCAAAGCAGAACCCUUUGAAAACCACUCAGCCCUGGAAAUAGCAGAACAACUGACGCUGCUGGAUCACCUGGUCUUCAAGAAGAUCCCCUAUGAAGAGUUCUUUGGGCAAGGCUGGAUGAAGCUGGAGAAGAACGAAAGGACUCCAUACAUCAUGAAGAACACAAAACACUUCAAUGAUGUCAGCAACUUGAUCGCGUCGGAGAUCAUCCGGAACGAGGAGAUCAACGCGCGGGUGAGCGCCAUCGAGAAGUGGGUGGCGGUGGCGGACAUCUGCCGGUGCCUGCACAACUACAACGCCGUGCUGGAGAUCACCUCCUCGCUCAACCGCAGCGCCAUCUUCCGCCUCAAGAAGACCUGGCUCAAGGUCUCCAAGCAGACCAAGGCUCUGAUCGAUAAGCUGCAGAAGCUGGUGUCAUCCGAGGGCAGGUUCAAGAACCUGAGGGAGGCACUGAAAAAUUGUGACCCUCCAUGUGUCCCCUACCUGGGAAUGUACCUGACCGACCUGGCGUUCAUCGAGGAGGGCACCCCCAACUACACUGAGGACGGGCUGGUGAACUUCUCCAAGAUGAGGAUGAUUUCACACAUCAUAAGGGAGAUCCGCCAGUUCCAGCAAACCUCCUACAAGAUUGAGCACCAGCCUAAGGUGACGCAGUACCUGCUGGACCAGUCGUUUGUGAUGGAUGAAGAAACCCUUUACGAAGCUUCUCUGCGAAUAGAGCCCAAGCUUCUUUCCUGA
Molecule: messenger RNA, 3450 nt
Organism: Nestor notabilis (Kea)
Lineage: Eukaryota; Metazoa; Chordata; Aves; Psittaciformes; Psittacidae
Gene: RASGRF1
Product: Ras protein-specific guanine nucleotide-releasing factor 1
Exons: 27
Biological process (GO): Ras protein signal transduction; positive regulation of GTPase activity
Cellular component (GO): plasma membrane
Molecular function (GO): protein binding; guanyl-nucleotide exchange factor activity
Source: RefSeq, a predicted model, not a curated record